ACCAAAAAACGAGCUAAGAAGGCAGUUGGUAACUUUGGGAGGGGGUUGUUUGGUUGAGCGAGAAGUGUUAAGGGUGACAUAAGCUAAGUAGCACAGCAAGGAGUUACCAGAAAGUGCCUGUGGGUAUUUAAAGCGCGACAGUGGACUUGAAACACACAACGGAACAUGGUGCAGCAAACAGAACACAGUGAGACAGAGAGUAGCAGAGAAGCUACAGACACUGAGGAAAGCGAACUGAUGUCGUGUAGCCCGGUGCCACUGAAAUCCGUGAAAGCUGACUGGUGCAAGACAGCAACCGGUCACAUCAAACGACCCAUGAAUGCAUUUAUGGUGUGGUCGAAAGUCGAGAGGAGAAAGAUCAUGGAGCAGUCUCCGGACAUGCACAACGCGGAAAUCUCCAAAAGACUGGGAAAGCGGUGGAAAUUGUUGAAGGACAGUGAAAAGAUCCCAUUUAUCAGGGAAGCCGAGAGGCUCCGGCUACAACACAUGGCUGACUACCCUGACUACAAGUACCGACCCAAGAAGAAACCAAAGCUUGACAGUUCCACAAAACAAGCCGCGCAAUCACCGGAGAAGACUAACAUUAAACCUGUCAAAGCCCCGGCUAAGAAAUUCGCUAAAUUAAAAACUAUGAAGGCGGUGACAACGAGACCGUCUCACGACCCUCGCUAUGACUAUGUUUUCACCAGUUUUACAACUAGCAAAUCUGUAAAAAUGGAAUAUUCUGAUGAGGAUGACGACGAAGAGGACUACGAGGAGGAAGUGUUCUCUCGGAUUAAAAUGGAAGAGGACGAGGAACCAAUACCGUACAACAUCGCCAAAGUGCCGGCGAGUCCCACGCUGAGCUCCACUGCAGAGUCUGAGGGUGCGAGCAUGUACGAGGAGUCCCGGAAUGCGAACGCAGCUCCUACCAGACUGUUCUACAAUUUCAAGAACAUUACCAAGCAGAACACAAUUUGCCCUGCAUCACUCUCACCAGCAUCUUCAUUCAGGUCGGUCUCCACCUCGUCCAGUUCCAGCGAAGACGCCGAUGACUUACUGGUUGACUUCAGUUUAAAUCUAGCCUCCAGUGCUCACGGAGUGGAGCUCGGGACCUCGAAUUCAGGAAAUCUGUCUCUUUCCUUGGUGGAUAAGGACUUGGACUCUUUCAGUGAGGGCAGCCUUAGCUCUCACUUUGAAUUCCCAGACUAUUGCACCCCCGAAUUGAGCGAAAUGAUCGCAGGCGAUUGGCUUGACGCUAACUUUUCAGAUUUGGUGUUUACCUACUAGCUAGCUACGUACAAAAGGGAAUCAUUCUCUAGUAGUAGCGGGAACAGUGUUAUAUCAGUUUCCUCUCCAGACCUGUGUGCUACCAUGUAGGCAAGGAGAGGGUCCUCAAUGAACUGAAACAAAUUCGUUACAAUGCGGUACUAUUGCAAAAAAAACAAAAAACGGUGACAUUAAUUUGUCACCAUGACUGGUUUUAUGGAUUUCCCUCGGAUCUGCAGUGAAACUGCUCAAAUUUAAAAGCGGACCACAGUAGACUCUGAACUAUGCAUUCCCAUCUCACUUGUAACCACUGGUCUGAACACGGCUGGGCUGAUCCGAGGCAAAAAUCUGAGACACUGUUCAUUCAGGAUGUAUAACUUUUUUCAAAGGUUUUAUUAUUUUCUGUAUUCCACAACUUUGUUUUAAUUAGUUCCGAUUCCCUCCUGUUAUGGAAAUACUGUAAGUAGUACGCUAAAUCUACAGGAUGCAGCAUUUUGAUACAUAACCAACACAUACCUCAUCUUUGGAAAAAUAUAUAUAUUUUCUGGCAUAUUUUUGUACAGUUAAACGAAGGGAAUGUUCUUACUGUGCUUUCAAUUGUUUGUUUAAAAAAAAAAAAAAUUCAGGCACUUGUAUCCGGUUUCAUUUAGCAUGCAAGGGUUGAAAAGAUGUCAAGUUGCAUCGACAUGCCUUGCAAUUAUUUUAAGCUAUGGUAUAUGUACAGAAGAAGUAGAGCAUAUUUGGGGUGCUUAGUGAGUUCAAUUGGAAUUGGUGACUGUGAACCUCAUUGCUGGUACUAGAUUUAAGAUUGUACAUGUUCUGUAAAAUUGUAAAAUUAGGAGUUUAUGUAUACGUGUGAAUGGGUCCCAAAUAGCAGGUAUGAAACUGGAUUUUCUUUGUAUUUUAUCUUAUUGGCACAUUUUUUUUCUCUUUAUUUUGUGCAAUAUAGGCUACUCUUAAAUGGACUGUCCACAUUUUUUUGUAGCAAAUGAAAUGCGUUACUUGUCGUCAUGCCUGAAGUCUGUAUCUUGACUAAACUGAAUAAAUCAGCUGGAACUGA
Molecule: messenger RNA, 2308 nt
Organism: Oncorhynchus keta (chum salmon)
Lineage: Eukaryota; Metazoa; Chordata; Actinopteri; Salmoniformes; Salmonidae
Gene: sox11b
Product: SRY-box transcription factor 11b
Exons: 1
Coding region: 166-1269 (367 amino acids)
Biological process (GO): positive regulation of transcription by RNA polymerase II; neuron differentiation; anatomical structure morphogenesis
Molecular function (GO): DNA-binding transcription activator activity, RNA polymerase II-specific; RNA polymerase II cis-regulatory region sequence-specific DNA binding
Source: RefSeq, a predicted model, not a curated record